AUGCCAAGUCGGGGUGCGAAAUCCGGAGAUAAAGGUGGGAAAGGAAGUGGUAAAGGAGAUAAACAGGAAGCCAAGGAUAGUGAAGUGGUUAGUGGCAAAGUGACCGGUGCUAAUGGAAGUGACGAUGUGGUGGUGGUGGAUGAGCCGGAGAAAACCGUCGAGGGAUACACCUGCAAGUGCUGUAGAGAACUAGAUACGGACGACAUGGUGCAGUGUGAUAGGUGCGACGGAUGGUAUCACUACGAGUGUGUUGGAGUUACGGAUGAGGUUGUCGACCAAAGCUGGAGCUGUGCCAACUGCAAGACUGCAACCUGGAACCAGCGGUCGAAAUCAAUGUCAGAUAGGGAACCAGCACCUGAAAGUACCAGCAAAGAGCGCCGAUCAAAACGUGAUGUACCCAAGAAGGACGUUUCUACCAAUAUGCCAGUUAAUCAAUUGAACGAAAAGUUGGAUCUACCGAAAACAUCAGGAUCAUCUUCAAGGACACAAAGACCUACAAAGAAACUUUUCGUUCCAUCGGUGGACGGAUUACCUAUUAUUGAGUUAGAGGAAGCACGGUCUGAAGUUUCUUGUUCGUCAUCACAGCGGUCCGCUCGUAAUCGUGCUAAGUUACAGCUACAGCGACUAGAAGAAGAACGAGUUUUUGAACAACAGCAAGCAGAUCAACAGCGGUUGAGGGAACAGCAAGAAGCGGAGAAGCAUAAAUCCUUCAUGGACAGGAAGUAUAAACUAUUGCAAGCGAAAGAGGAUCAAGUCAGGGCUCCAGCAGUGUAUACUCUCAGAGACGCUUGCAGAAUUGGGUAG
This is a messenger RNA of Armigeres subalbatus, 804 nucleotides long. RefSeq lists its product as uncharacterized. The coding region runs from base 1 to 804 and encodes 267 amino acids. NCBI's taxonomy places the organism in Eukaryota, Metazoa, Arthropoda, Insecta, Diptera, Culicidae. The record is from RefSeq and is a predicted model, not a curated record. The transcript has a single exon.